AUAACACACACGCGAGCCGGACUUGAGCUUGCAAAAAGCCGGGCAGAAAAACAACAAGCGGCAGCAGAUCGGAUAAGAGGAAGGGCUCGGAGAGAGUGAGCUGCCGUGGAUUGUCCAAAGGGGCAGCGUUUCUCCAGUUCCGGUUUUGUCUGUCUGCGUGUGUGUGCACGCCGUGUGCGAGUUGGGACCCCAAACAAAAGGCUGCCAUCACCCUAACGGAGAUCUUCCACCGCCGUGUGUGUGUGUGUGAGAGAGAGAGAGACAGACGCUCCGCUGGAUGCAAAACCAAACAUGAGCUCCUAUUUUGUCAACCCUCUUUUCUCCAAGUACAAAGGCGGCGAGUCUCUGGAGCCAACUUACUACGACUGCAGGUUCCCACAAAGCGUCGCCCGCAGCCACACGCUGGUCUACGGACCCGGAGCGGCCGCGCCGGGCUUCCAGCACCCGUCCCAUCAUGUGCAGGACUUUUUCCACCACGGCACCACCGGCAUCUCCAACCCGGGAUACCAGCAGAACCCGUGCGCCCUGGCGUGUCACGGCGACGCCGGCAAAUUUUACGGAUACGAAGCCCUGCCGAGGCAAACGCUUUACGGUAGCCAGCAAGAGGCGAGCCUAGCGCAGUACCCGGACUGUAAAUCGUCGGGAGGCUCGAACCCUGGUGAAGGACAAGGCCACUUAAAUCAAAACUCCUCUCCCAGCCUUAUGUUCCCAUGGAUGAGACCCCACGCCCCGGGACGACGCAAUGGAAGGCAAACCUACAGCCGCUACCAGACUCUGGAACUGGAGAAGGAGUUCCUCUUCAACCCUUACCUGACCCGCAAGAGGAGGAUCGAGGUGUCGCACGCCCUGAGCCUCACCGAGCGACAGGUGAAGAUCUGGUUCCAGAACCGGCGGAUGAAGUGGAAAAAGGAGAACAACAAGGACAAGUUUCCGGGUCAGAGGGGAGAGGCCGAGGCUGAGGAGGAGGGCAACGAGGACGGUGAAGGGGAAGAGGGAGAAGAGAAGGAAGCGGAAGAGAAAGACGAGACCAAGGAGUGAUUUUAUGGUCCUUUUUAUGGUUAUAUGGCUGAAAAAGAGAAGGAAAAAAGGUCUCAUAAACAGAGCAGGAGUCACAAGAGCAUCAUCUUUAUGACCACCCUUUCAUUUUGUCAAGUGGGAACAGGAAUCUCAACAAUAUUCCUGACAUCUACAUGCCUCUAUAUGCACAUUUCUCACUUUUCAACAAACGGGAUUACCAAUUUUACCACCAAAAAAAAAAAAAAAUAGAGGCUACACUUUAUUUUAUAUACUAGAGCUGCUGCCCUUGCAAAACAAAACAAAAAGGGAAAUAAAACGCAUGUUAGAUUGAGAAAAAAAUGGCCAAGCUAUUUUCUUUGGACUAAUUUCUUUUAAACCU
Messenger RNA from Dunckerocampus dactyliophorus (ringed pipefish), 1396 nucleotides. RefSeq names its product homeobox C8a (gene hoxc8a). The transcript has 2 exons. Gene Ontology annotation, biological process: regulation of transcription by RNA polymerase II. Gene Ontology annotation, cellular component: nucleus. The coding region runs from base 292 to 1038 and encodes 248 amino acids. NCBI's taxonomy places the organism in Eukaryota, Metazoa, Chordata, Actinopteri, Syngnathiformes, Syngnathidae. The record is from RefSeq and is a predicted model, not a curated record. Gene Ontology annotation, molecular function: DNA-binding transcription factor activity, RNA polymerase II-specific; RNA polymerase II transcription regulatory region sequence-specific DNA binding.